GCUGUCCGACUGUCCCCUUCAAACGCAAAUAAACCCCCUCUCAUCUCUCCCUCCUCCAAAACUUUCACUCCCGACUCUCUCUCUCUAUAGUCCGUUUCUUUAAAUUUUCCCCUUUUUUAGACAUUGUGAAUUCAAGAAAAUUCAAUGGAAAAUUCAGAAUUCUUCCAGGGAGGUUACUGUAACCCCCAAUUGACGCCCGAAAAACGUCUUUCUGAUGCGAAAAACGGUGAUCAUUUCAUCGUUGAGGACCUUUUAGACUUCCCGAAUGAUGAUAGUAUGGUAACGGAUGGUCCAUUCGAGGCCGUGACGACCGGAAACUCGACCGAAUCCUCCACUGUCACGGCGGUGGAUAUCUCAUGCAAUUCAUCCUUCUCUGAAAGAAUGGCUGAAACCCAUUUAACUGGUGAUAAUAUUGGUGGCUGCCGGACUUUCCCCGAUGGCCAGUUCUCUAGUGAACUUUGCGUGCCGUAUGAUGAUUUGGCUGAAUUGGAAUGGCUAUCUAAUUUCGUGGAGGAAUCAUUCUCAAGCGAGGAUUUGCAGAAGCUGCAACUGAUGCAAGGAAUGAAGGCCCCUACUGAUGAAGUUUCAGGAACUCACCAAUACCAAUUCCAGCCGGAAACCACCAGAAAUGCCAGAAUUCUCCGCCCUGAAAUGUCAGUCCCUGCCAAAGCACGCAGCAAGCGCUCGCGCACCGCCCCCGGAAACUGGACGUCCCGACUUUCUGUGGUGUCUCCAACUUCCCCAGCGGCAAUUUCAUCCUCGUCCGAGUCUGACAUAGUCUCGAGCUCCGGGAAGAAGCUUGUGAAAGUGCCGCAAAAGAAGGAGGGUUCCUGUAAUGCAGCCACCGAGAACGGUGGGGAGGGGCGGAAGUGCCUGCACUGUGCAACGGACAAGACGCCUCAGUGGCGGACCGGGCCCUUGGGGCCUAAAACACUUUGUAAUGCAUGUGGUGUGCGUUAUAAGUCGGGCCGACUCGUUCCUGAAUAUAGGCCCGCAGCAAGCCCGACCUUCGUUCUCACUAAACAUUCCAAUUCUCACAGGAAAGUUUUGGAACUUCGUCGACAAAAGGAGAUGGUUAGAGCCCAGCAGCAUCAACAGCAGCAACAAUUUCUUCAUCCGAACAUGAUGUUUGAUGUAUCCAACGGUGAUGAUUACUUGAUUCAUCAACAUAUCGGGCCCGAUUUUCGACAGCUUAUUUAGCUAUAGAGGCUAUUCUUGGAAGAUCAAUUUAGAGAAUUUUCUCUAGUUUUAUUAAUUUUCUAGAACAAAUUAUUAUUCCUAACUUAUCGAAUUUUGCAAUGUUUUUUCUUUUGAAUUAAUCAGGAAAAAAGAUGUAGUCAGAAAAAGGUAGAGCAUAGCAUCUAAUGCCCUUCUAUAAUUUGAAGUUUAAUGUGCCAAAAUCUGGCAAUUUCUUGAA
Olea europaea var. sylvestris is the source of this 1417-nucleotide messenger RNA. Its product is annotated as GATA transcription factor 9-like. The record is from RefSeq and is a predicted model, not a curated record. Bases 145 to 1200 code for a protein of 351 amino acids. Lineage: Eukaryota; Viridiplantae; Streptophyta; Magnoliopsida; Lamiales; Oleaceae. Gene Ontology annotation, molecular function: sequence-specific DNA binding; zinc ion binding. The transcript has 2 exons. Gene Ontology annotation, cellular component: nucleus. Gene Ontology annotation, biological process: positive regulation of DNA-templated transcription.